This is a messenger RNA of Aedes aegypti (yellow fever mosquito), 1538 nucleotides long. RefSeq names its product cytochrome c oxidase assembly protein COX15 homolog. The transcript has 4 exons. Gene Ontology annotation, biological process: heme A biosynthetic process. Gene Ontology annotation, molecular function: oxidoreductase activity, acting on NAD(P)H, heme protein as acceptor. Lineage: Eukaryota; Metazoa; Arthropoda; Insecta; Diptera; Culicidae. Gene Ontology annotation, cellular component: mitochondrial inner membrane. The record is from RefSeq and is a predicted model, not a curated record. The coding region runs from base 193 to 1473 and encodes 426 amino acids.
GUGAAACGUCAAAACAAACCUCCGUUUCGUGUAUUUCGCAAUCAAUCGGCUUCUCCUCAGUACAAAAAUUCCAUUCCUCUUUUAUUGCUGUGCGAAUUCUGAUCUCAUACCUUGAGUAAUCAGAAUAUUCUGUAAAUUCAUAGUCAAAAGCAUUUGUUCAAAUUAUAUUGCGCCUCAAAAGUGCUCUAAACCAUGCUGAAUUACCUCCGGUUAGCAACUCCUUUAGUCCGAAGCGCAGUGAAUCCAUCGAAUUUGGUAUGGAAAAAUCUAACCCCGUGCCGGUCGUUCAUAACCGGUAAUCCCCUGGGCCGUAAUUCAUCCAUUCUGCAGAAUGUUAAGAAGGCAAACAUCACACCAGGGCGCAUUUUGCAGACCUCGUUAACUCGAUACUGCACGAAACCAGAUGUGGCCGAAAAGGGCCGAAAGGCAGUUGGCUACUGGCUGCUCGGCUGCAGCGGAAUGGUCUUCGUGGCCGUCGUAUUAGGUGGUGUAACACGGCUCACUGAAUCCGGACUAUCGAUGGUCACGUGGAAAUUAUUGGGCGAGAAGAUGCCACGAAGCCAACAGGAAUGGCAAGAGGAAUUCGAACGCUAUCAGCAAUAUCCUGAGUUCAAAAUCAAAAACAAAGACAUCACCCUCAGUGAAUUCAAAAUGAUUUGGUUCAUGGAGUAUGGUCAUCGUAUGUGGGGACGCCUCAUCGGAGCGUUUUACGCCAUUCCAGCGGCCUACUUCUGGUCCAGGGGUUACCUGGAUCGAGGAAUGAAAAUCCGCACCGUUGCAUUUGGAGCCCUGAUCGCCGCUCAAGGGCUGAUGGGAUGGUACAUGGUCAAGUCCGGUUUGGAGGACCGUUUCCACCAAGAAAGUGAUGUACCACGUGUUUCCCAGUACCGCCUAGCGUCCCAUCUAGGAUUUGCAUUUGUUCUAUAUUCGUUGUUCCUGUGGUCAGCCUUGGACAAACUUUUGCCAGCACAGAAGCUGUUGGGAAAGAUUCCUGCGGCAACGUUCAAAUUCAAGGGACUGGCACAUGCCACCAAAGCUGCAGUAUUCAUUACGGCUAUGUCCGGCGCCCUAGUGGCUGGCCUGGAUGCCGGUCUAGUCUACAACUCGUUUCCCAAGAUGGCAGAUCGGUGGAUUCCCAGCGAUAUCCUAGCCAUGUCACCGACGUUGCGUAACUUUACCGAGAAUCCUACCACCGUUCAGUUUGACCAUCGAUUGCUGGGGACAGCGACGCUAACGCUGAUUACCGGAAUGUUCAUGCUCUCGAGACGACGGGUUCUGCCUCCAAGGGCGUACAAAGCUGCCACGGCUGUAGCUGCGAUGGGAUGGCUACAGGUCCUUCUGGGUAUUACGACACUGCUCACCUACGUGCCAGUUCCGCUCGCUGCCAGUCAUCAGUCGGGAUCGUUGCUUCUGCUGUCGUUUGCAAUUUGGCUGACGCACGAAAUGAAACUAGUCAGAAGGUUACCUAAGUAAUAAGUGGGUAAGUAUUUAUGUUUAAAAUGUAAUUUUGUUAUAUAACAGUGGAUUAAUGCGAGGGG